CCGGAAGUUGUAGCGGCUGCCAUGUUUAGCUGCUUUGUUGUAGAUUUCUUGUAGGUUUCCUGCAGAUUUUUAAGUGUUGCAAUGGAGUCGAGCUGGAGUACAUUUUUAUUCCAGCAGGCAAACGAGGCUCUCCACCACCAGCACCAGGUGGCCCAGAGCGGCCUUCUGCCCCUACUCAGUGCAGGAGCCGAGCCGCCAGACCAGAAGCCCGUCCUGCCCAUCCCACUGGAUCAGAAGCCUCCGGCCAGCGCUGCGGAGCUCCUGAAGGACAACGUGGCCAGUGGGACGGGGGGCGGGGGUGGCGGAGGGGGUGGUGGAGGAGGGGGAGGCGGUGGUGGAUCUGCCGGGCCUAUGGCUGUGGUGAAGAAGGAGCCAAAGACCAAAACGCCCUUCGUCUGUGGCUACUGCAACAAGGCCUUCCGGGAUAGCUACCACCUGCGGAGGCACGAGUCCUGCCACACAGGCGUCAAGAUGGUGUCGCGGCCCAAGAAGGCACAGGCUGCUCCCACUAUGGUGCCACUCAUCUCCAGUGUGCCACGCGAGGGGGGCAACCCCUCCUACAUUUCCACCAUCGCCGGCAUCCUCACCACAGCCACCACGUCGGCCUCUACAGGCUCCAGUGUCAUGUCCGCCGCUGCGGCUGCCGCCGCCGCCGCCUCUGGCAUGGCCCCCCCACCGCAGCAGCAGCCCAGCGCCCCCAAGAAGCCGGCCAAACCCGUGAAGAAGAACCACGGCUGUGAGAUGUGCGGCAAGGCCUUCCGCGACGUCUACCACCUGAACCGCCACAAGCUGUCUCACUCGGACGAGAAGCCCUUUGAGUGCCCCAUCUGCCAGCAGCGCUUCAAGCGGAAGGACCGCAUGACUUAUCACGUCCGCUCGCACGACGGAGGCGUGCAUAAGCCCUAUGUGUGCUCAGUCUGUGGGAAGGGCUUCUCCAGGCCCGACCACCUCAGCUGUCACGUGAAACACGUCCAUUCCUCGGAGAGGCCUUUUAAGUGCCAAGUGACGGCCUGCACUUCUGCCUUCGCCACCAAAGACAGGCUUCGCUCCCACAUGAUCCGGCACGAGGGGAAGGUCACCUGCAACAUCUGCGGCAAGAUGCUCAGCGCCGCCUACAUCACCAGCCACCUGAAGACCCACGGCCAGAGCGGCUUCAGCUCCUCUUGUAAUAAAGACAGUAACGAGGUCUGCAAUUCAGCCUCAGCCACACCCGUAACGGUCUCUGCCCCCAUUACCACGGCGAUGAACCGUGGCAGCGUCAGCAGCAGCAACCCCGUCACCAUGGCGGCGCAGAUGAACAUUGCCACCAGCACAGUCAACAUCACCUCGCCGGUCAGCCUGCAGCAUCCGGUGACCAUCACGGCGCCGGUCAACAUCGCCUCGGUCAACAUCCCGGCGACCGCGCCCAUGAACAUCGCCCACCCAGUAGCCAUCACCACGCCGAUGCCCAUGAACAUCACCACCCCCCUCAACAUCGCCAUGAGGUCUAUGGAGAGCAUGCCUUUUCUGUCCCAAGUUCUGCCUUCCUCUCCUCCCUGGUAAACCGGGCCCAGUUUUCUUCUCCUUUGCCCCCAUACCUACACACCCCUCAUUGACCCAGCUUGCGUUGCGGGCCUCCUCCACCAUGUCCCACUCCCGUCCUACAGAUACACGGUUUACUUGGAGCAGAGUGUCUGCCCCAGCUGUCCAGCGUCGCAGCACAGGAAGCUGUACCUUCUUUUUUUUUCCAUUUGAGUUUAUUUAGAAGGACCUCUGACCUAGAAAUAGAGAGAUAGCGAUGAUGUAAUACAUUGAGAAUAGGCGGAUCUAGCUGGGCGUCAGGCUGAGGCUCCUCCCCUCCCCCAUUUCCACCAAUAGGCCGUCAGCUGACCCCUUUGGGUUCUGGGGAGGACGGGGAACAGAACCUGAAGAACAAAUGCAAUAAGUUUGCAUUGCUGGUUUUAAGUUAAGGCUCUGACACAGCAGCUGUCUUAUAGCCUUCUCUCUCUUCUUUUUUUUUUCCUUUAACUGUAGCCCGCUAAUCAGUAUUUAAUGUUUCAAAGAGGAAAGGCAAAGGGGCGGGGCUUCUCUGUGGGGGUGGUGCUCUGAUCUCAUGAACUAAUGUGCAUGUGGACUCUCAUUUCUCUGGACUGUGCUACAGCGACUCCUGCUGGAGUCUGCCUAGAGGCAGCAGUCUGUCCCUCACUUCUGGAACCUCCCUCCCUCUGUCGCGCCCCCCCCCCCCCCCAACCAAUGGGAUGGGUUUCUUGCACCCUGGUGCCAGCACGUGGGUGUUUUGUGUAUGUGUGUUUUUUUUUUUUUGUGAACGAAGCGGGGGUGUUUUGCACUGACAGCACAUCCUGUGUAUGUGAAUCUGCAGUAUUAUGCGACAUGGUAGGGAGGCUAGUUAUGAGGUGCCCGGGCAGUGCCCUCUAGUGGCCGCAUGCUGUUCUGCGAGAUCGGUCCCAAAACAUGAUUUUCCUAUACUGUUACCAUGCGUGUGAUGGGUUGUUUCAUUAGGUUUUUUUUUUUCUUUCUUUGAAGAUGACCCUGUUAGUAUGGACCUUCCGCUCAGGAAAUUCGCUGACAGUAGCUCAUUUUAUUGCCGCCCCCCCCCCCCCCCCCAUCCCAAUUUCAGAGUGAACUCUGCCCCAAGCCAUUUCAUCUUACUUUGUAAAUAUUUACCGUACCAUGCUUUUUCCUGCAAUAAACAUAACAUAGAAGCUCUUUCACAGGUGUGGGAUCCAGCAACUCCUAAGAACUGUCUGUAUCUCCCUCUGUCUGCUGGAUUUUGAGUCUGUCUCUUCUUGGGUCUUGUUGGUUACUCGGUGACGUCCCCCCCCCCCCCCCCCC
Molecule: messenger RNA, 2832 nt
Organism: Brienomyrus brachyistius
Lineage: Eukaryota; Metazoa; Chordata; Actinopteri; Osteoglossiformes; Mormyridae
Product: vascular endothelial zinc finger 1-like
Biological process (GO): regulation of transcription by RNA polymerase II
Molecular function (GO): DNA-binding transcription factor activity; RNA polymerase II cis-regulatory region sequence-specific DNA binding
Source: RefSeq, a predicted model, not a curated record